AUGGGGACCUGUGAGGUCUGUUCGUCAGAAGCAGCCAAGUAUCGCUGUCCCACAUGCGGGCUCAUGAGUUGUUCGCUGGCCUGCACCCAGUCCCAUAAGAUAUACUGUGCGCCCAAGACGAGCCUGUCGCACGAGGACCCUCCACCUAUAACACAGCUGCCUAGGGAUGCCAACGGCGACACUCCCCCCGACCAGAAAAAGCGCGUAGCCACCCCGGCCGCCAUCGCGGCAUCACCCGAGCUGAAAGAGCUGGUGCAGCGCUGCCCGCAGCUUCGCGGUCAGUUGCAAGAUACAUACCAGACCACACUAGAAGAAGAAUGGGUCGAAUGGAAUCCCCCCGCCGGACGCGGCCGUGGCCGAGGAGGCUCUGCUCGCCGCAGCAGAGGCCCGUGGACGGCCGACAAGGGAUUCAAUCGCGGUCUGGGCAAGGUGCGUCAGCUGCGACAGCGCUGUGAGGCAGGGCUGGAGACGGGGCCGGGGGCGGAGGGUUUUAUGCAAUUUUUGGCGCUGGUCACCAAGGAGAGGAACGCGACCGAAUGA
Molecule: messenger RNA, 540 nt
Organism: Penicillium riverlandense
Lineage: Eukaryota; Fungi; Ascomycota; Eurotiomycetes; Eurotiales; Aspergillaceae
Product: zinc finger HIT domain-containing protein
Exons: 2
Coding region: 1-540 (179 amino acids)
Biological process (GO): box C/D snoRNP assembly; maturation of LSU-rRNA from tricistronic rRNA transcript (SSU-rRNA, 5.8S rRNA, LSU-rRNA); snoRNA localization
Cellular component (GO): nucleus; pre-snoRNP complex
Source: RefSeq, a predicted model, not a curated record